GGCUAGUGAUAGUCCCCACUUCAAUGUUCAACAUGGCUGAAAAGUACCCCAUACAUGUACCUAAUCCUUGUCCUUAUGUAAAUUUGUUUCUUCAUAUCGAUCUCCAAAGCUUCAUAUCACUACGGUCUGACGACUGUCGGCAACCACGGAAACGUCACCAUGGCUUCCACAAGUCAGUGCAUUGCUUCGCUGGCGAGGCUAAGCCUCUCUACAUCUAUAAGGCCUAUGAAUGCGACCAUCCCUAGGUUCCUGGUUCCGUCCAUAGUUCAGACGAGAUGCAAAAGCGCAGGCACAGCGGCCAUGAGGGCGCGCGAGAAAGAAAAGGAAAAGUUGAAGAGGGCCAAAAAGCAGCAGCGAUUCAAAGAAUACAAAUAUGCCACACCUAGCAAAGAGGAGAGGGUUUCGCUAUGCGAUGCUAUGAGAUAUCUACGAGCCGCCGAAGUUGGUCGACCGCCAUCGUCUGUUACAUACGAACUCUCCUUAAAAAUAAGAACGCCCAAGAGCAGUCCCGUGCUUCGAAAUCGGAUACGAUUGCCUUACCCCGUUAAAAACGACACGCAGAUCGCGGUCAUUUGUAAGGAAGGCAGUGGCGCGAUGCACGAUGCCCGCGCCGGUGGUGCUGUCGCUUUCGGAGAAGAAUCCCUAUUCGAACUCAUCAAGGCGAAUCCGAACAAGCUACCGUUUAACCGUCUGAUCUGCCACGUCGAUUCGGAACCAGCCCUUAAAAAGGCCAACCUAGGUCGUAUACUAGGUCCCAAGGGUCUUAUGCCCAGCAUUAAGACCAACACCAUCACCAGGAGUGUGAAGACCCUGAUGCACGAGAUGGUCGGCGCCGAGAACUACAGAGAAAGGGUCGGCGCGAUUCGCAUGCCCAUCGGGAACAUCCAAUUCACACCUAAUAUGCUCUCCGCGAACGUCAAGGCGCUUGUGACAGCGGUAAAAGAACAAAUCUCGAAUAUGGAAGAUAGGGUCAAGAAGGAUCUAGUUGAGGUCGUUCUGACAUCCACCAACGGGCCGGGUUUCAGCUUAAGCGGAGCUAUCAACUCUACCGACGAGAAGAUCCAGCCAGCACACCUAAGCACAGCCAUGUAGAUAUUUAUACUAUACCCCUUAAGGCAGGACAGUGCAUAACAUAAUUGUACCAUAUGCUUCGUAAAAGUU
Daldinia caldariorum is the source of this 1161-nucleotide messenger RNA. Its product is annotated as ribosomal protein L1. The transcript has 2 exons. The record is from RefSeq and is a predicted model, not a curated record. Bases 160 to 1092 code for a protein of 310 amino acids. NCBI's taxonomy places the organism in Eukaryota, Fungi, Ascomycota, Sordariomycetes, Xylariales, Hypoxylaceae.